This is a messenger RNA of Alligator sinensis (Chinese alligator), 1269 nucleotides long. It is a transcript of the gene PAX5, whose product is annotated as paired box 5. Gene Ontology annotation, biological process: anatomical structure development; regulation of transcription by RNA polymerase II. Gene Ontology annotation, molecular function: DNA-binding transcription factor activity, RNA polymerase II-specific; RNA polymerase II cis-regulatory region sequence-specific DNA binding. NCBI's taxonomy places the organism in Eukaryota, Metazoa, Chordata, Crocodylia, Alligatoridae. The transcript is spliced from 12 exons. The record is from RefSeq and is a predicted model, not a curated record.
AAAAAAAAAAAGUGGAAACUUUUUUCUCUGUCCAUUUCACCCAAGUCCUGAAAAAUCAGAAUGGAAUUAGAGAAAAACUACGCGACUCCAAGGACUGGCAGAACAGGACAUGGAGGAGUGAAUCAGUUAGGGGGUGUUUUUGUGAAUGGUCGUCCACUUCCUGAUGUUGUGCGCCAGAGGAUCGUGGAACUUGCCCAUCAAGGUGUCAGACCGUGUGACAUUUCGAGGCAGCUACGGGUCAGCCAUGGUUGUGUCAGCAAAAUUCUUGGCAGGUACUAUGAAACCGGGAGUAUUAAGCCUGGAGUGAUUGGAGGAUCAAAACCAAAGGUCGCCACACCCAAAGUUGUCGAAAAAAUCGCAGAGUAUAAACGCCAAAAUCCCACCAUGUUUGCCUGGGAGAUCAGGGAUAGACUUCUAGCCGAGCGAGUGUGUGACAACGACACCGUGCCCAGCGUCAGUUCGAUUAACAGGAUCAUACGGACCAAGGUACAGCAGCCAUGUCACCCCUCUCCUGAAGGCAGUGGGACUUUGUAUACAUAAGGAAUACAGGAUCCCCUGCAAUCUGUGACCUCCACAGGGUCUGUGACCCAAGUGUCUUCAGUGAACACUGACUCAGCAGGCUCCUCCUACUCCAUUAGUGGAAUUCUGGGAAUUACAUCCCCCAGUGCCGAAAGCAACAAACGCAAACGAGAUGAAGGUAUUCAGGAAUCUCCAGUACCAAAUGGCCAUUCCCUCCCGGGUAGAGAUUUCCUUCGGAAGCAGAUGCGAGGAGAUCUUUUCACUCAGCAGCAGUUAGAAGUGUUGGAUCGAGUCUUCGAGAGGCAACAUUAUUCUGACAUUUUCACAACAACUGAACCCAUCAAACCAGAGCAGACAACAGAAUACUCAGCCAUGGCAUCAUUAGCUGGUGGGUUAGAUGAUAUGAAAGCCAAUAUAACAAGCCCAACUUCAGCAGAUAUAGGGGCCAGUGUUCCAGGACCACAAUCAUAUCCUAUUGUGACAGGUCGUGAAUUGGCAAGCACAACCCUCCCAGGAUACCCUCCUCACGUCCCCCCUGCCGGACAGGGCAGCUACUCUGCUCCAACGCUGACAGGAAUGGUGCCUGGGAGUGAGUUCUCUGGAAGUCCGUACAGCCACCCACAGUAUUCAACGUAUAAUGACUCCUGGAGAUUUCCCAACCCUGGAUUGCUAGGCUCUCCUUACUAUUACAGUGCUGCAGCCCGUGGAGCAGCACCUCCGGCAGCGACUGCUGCCUACGACCGCCACUGA